AGUGGUUACUGGGUGUCUCUGGAUUGUCGCCUACAACGAGUCUGUGCGGGAGAGAGAGAGGACACAGUGCGUCCUGAGAUUUCAGUAGAAACAUGUGAAAACAAACGGCUGUAGUGGUGAGGAGGUCUUAUAAAAAAAGCAAAGGGAAGAAAAGAAAACCAGGACACCGUGGGGACUGUUGCACAAGAUGACCGGGUCUCUGUGAGGAUAUGGAAGGGACCACAGCGUCCGGUCCCGUCGCCUGUGUGAGCGCUGCGGUGGCUGCUGCCCUGAGCGCUGCUGUGUGGCCGACGGGGGAUUUGGCUGGGUUUGGAUAAUUCAGUAUGCCACCGGUCACCGACUGAAAACCAGUCUGAGUCGGGAGAUGUGGAAAGUAUGCUGAACUGUAUCAAAACUGAUUCAAACUUUUGCUUUUUAAAGCAGAAAUGGAUAUUUUCAAAAUAGCUUGGUGACCAGCUUCUAACUCUCUUGAUUUUCUAAAUAGAUUUUUUAAAUGUUUUAUUUUAAUGCGCUGGAGGAAUGUGGAGUGCGUUUAUGAACGGCUCGGGGCUGCACGGUGGGGGCGGUGCUGGAGGGGGCUAUGUCCCGUCUCAGGGAUGGGAGUUUGUGCCGUGCUCCAGGAUGGACAGGGCAGAUAGAGGCAGGGGCAAAAGCCGAAGCCCGCUGAGGAGGAUCUCCUCUCCGCCUACUGUCUUCAGUCAGCUCUACGAGCCCCAGUUCGGUGCUUCACCGGCGGGAGGAGGAGAGGGUGGAGCAGGGACGCAGCUUGAGGUUCUCAGGGGACAAAUGUGGCCGGGUCCAGAACCCCAGCAGCAGCAGCAGCAGCAGCAAACACAACACAUGCGACUUAAAAGGAAAUUUGAAGAUUUGAAAAAGCGACACGUACAGGACAAGGAAGGAUGGAUGCGCGAGAAAGAGUCACUGCUGAGACAAGUGGCUGACAUACAAGGAGGGGAGAACAGGAGGAUUCUGCUGGACCUGAAGACGGUUUUGGAGGAAGUGCAGGCGGAGGUGAAGAGAGAGGAGGAGAAGAGGAGCGAGCUCCAGCUGCAGUACACCAGAGACAGAUGUGCCUGGGAACUGGAGAAGGCAGAGCUCAAAUGCAGGAUUGCACAGUUGGAGGCUAGAGAGGGUGCUGGGUUGGUCCAGUCAGCAGCAGGUCCUGGCUCUGUGGCGUCACGGAGCACUCGAGAACAGCACAGCGAGACCUCAACGCUCCGCCAGGAGAGGGAAGAGCAGCGGAGGCUCCUGGCGGACACACACUCGACGGCCAUGGACCUGCGCUGUCGCCUGGAGCACAAUGAGAGGGACUGGUCAAGGGAGAAAGCUGAGCUGCUGGAGAGGUUCGACGUGGAGAGGAGGGAGUGGGAGAGCCAGCUGAAGGAUAUGCAGAAGAAAAUAGAAGAGCUGUACUGUGAAGUGAGGGCCAAGCGAGAAGGGACCGGGCCAGACAGUGGGAGGCAGGACAUCAGUGAUGUUGUACAUAGGCUCAGCAUACGCUCAAACAGCACUGGCUCCAGUUUGCUCAGUGAAAACUCCCGCUCCGAGCCGCUCAGCAGCAGCAGCCAGUCAGAACCAAUCAGGCAUUCACCUUUACCUGGUUUUGGGCGCAGCAGAAACAUCAGCGGCAGUGGUUGUGUUGGCACAGACUGUCACCACUCCCCCUGCUUCCAAGCAGACGGUCCCUGUGAAUUUAACGCUGGUGGUCGGUUCACUCAGAAUGACCAUUCACAGCCUGAGCUGGUGGAUGAAUUAAUAUCUAGAGGCACUUGGCAGCAAGACACAGUCAGUGACCGCAAGCAAGCUGCGGAUACAGCAGAGCUGGAUGCUUUUUUUCACGGAGCCUCUGGAACGCCACAGAAAAAUGUCUCUCAAGAUAACGAAAAAAAUGUCCACGCCAGUUCUCGAGAAAGUCCUCUUUGGUCAGAGAAGAGUUACAGCAGCGACAAGAAGAAGAACACCACUGCUCUGAAUGCUGCUCUGAAGGAGAUAGCCCGUGUAAGCGAGGAGCUUUGUAGCUACCAGGAUGAGAUCAGAAAGAAGAGCGGGGAUUGGAGGACUCGAUCUGAAUCCCUGUGCCUACCUGAGGAGAGUGAGAUACUGUUUAGCCAUGAUAAAAUCCGACCGGAGCUGCAUGAUUCUCCCUGUGAUCUGAGCCAGAUUUACGAUGACCUCCGGGCCUUGGAGAGGGAAAACUGGAUCACCUUGUCACCAGAUAACACCUGGCAGGCCAACAGAGAGCCGAGCACAUCCUGUAGCGCAAACACCACCGGACCAGACAGCUACAGAGAAACACAGACAACCCCUGGAGUACUCUCUGAGAAUGAUACAGCAGCUCCUCCCAUCCCUCCCCGCAUGUCCUCCUGGAAUCUGAGUGCCCCCACCUAUCCAGACACAGAACUCCACAUCCCAGAAUCCCCCAUGUCAACAGUGAGGAAGUGCCAUAGCCCCUGUGUUCUGGUAGACAGAAAGUGUAGCAGUCCAUCUAUUGUCAGGAAGUUCGGGGCCAUGCUACAAGAAAAUGAAGGAAAAGUUUUAAUAGAUGGUGUGGUUGCGUCGUGUGCUGUACCUGCUAACACUAAAUGUAAUAUUGGCUGCUGCCACAACCGCUGGUCCUGUGACGCAAGCAAGUUCACAAACAGCAAGUUGUCUACACACGAUACUGUCCAGAAAAGCUUCUCUGAAGUCAACAUAUUGACUGCUGGAAAAGACUUGCGCUCUGAUUACAGCCCUGCUGUUGGGAAUUUAAAAGAGCUACAAAUUCCUCCGAAUGUCAAAGAAUUACCUGUAGAUUUGCUCUUGUCCUCUCUUGAAAUAUCACCUCCCAGCCCCAAGCUCCAGGGCUCCAAAAGAAACAUAAUGCUGGAACAAAAAACAGCUGAGUUCAACAGAACUCUGUUUCAGGCUGAAAUGGGUCAUGGCGUAGAGGAACAAGACGCUUUUACAGAUGCCUGCUCUGUGGGUUGCCAACCAGUCUUUUCAGCAACUUGUGCAUCAGAUGAGGUUUUACCUCCCAGGGAGACAACAUUUCAACCGCAUUGUAGUGACGUCACCACUAGCAUCAUGGGUGUGCAUGCUGAAGUCGUACAAUCUCUCUCCACCAUGGAUUCCACAGUUCACAAGGUCCAACCAAGGCGAAUGAGAUGUGGUCCUGAAGGUCAAGAGGUCAGAAUUAACCUUUCCUCUGAACAGUCACUGGUUGGACUCAGGGAGGCAACCACAAUAACAUCCCAGAGUCCUGCACACCAUUCUGAGGUCAAGCACAAAGUUCGGACAGCAAUCAGUCCUUCCCGGAAAACACAACACAGAGCAGCCACAGAAGCUCUCUUUUUGGAGCCUAUCUGGCCUGAAAAUACCCUGCCGGGUCAGAAUGUGGACAGUUCCAGCCUCGAGAAUGAGAGUCUCAGUGGAGCAAAGCCUCAGCUAGCCAGAGUUGGUGUCUCACUCCAGCAGCCGUCUGCUGAGAACAAACAAAGACCAACAAGACAGGCGCAGCCAAAGCAUGUGGCUGUUCCUCCUUCCCAGUCUGACUCCUCCAGACCUGGGCCUCGAGUGAUGAAUGACCAUCCCUGGAAGCACCUCACACUGGCGGCGUACCCACGGCCUGAGGGAUCCAGGUCCAACUAUGGGGCAGUGGAAAGGAUUCUGAAGAAUUAUGAGAGCGCUGCCCGGGCUCAACAGCACCAGAGCCAAAGGGGCGAGAUGUCUUCCAGUCCUAACAUCAGUGUCAGGCAGGAGGAGACGGUCACAGAACUGGACAUGCUGGACAUGGACCCUCUGCCCUUACCUCCCACUCUGAGACACACACAGACUUCAUACACCCAACACGCACAGCUCAGCAGCAGCCACAGUGCCAUGGGUGUGAAAGAGAUACAUCUAACAGUGCAGGAGAACGAAGAGUCUUCUGUCUCCUCUUCCUCCAUCCAGAAGAAUUUCUCGAGGCCCACCCGCCCAGCCAACCGACGCCUCCCGUCCCGAUGGGCCAGCCGCUCCCCCACCUCCUCCUCCUCCGCCUCCUCCUCUCCCUCUACCACCCCUGUUGUGCCUCCAUCCCUCCCUCUACAGAAGCACACUUCCUCCUUUAGCUACUCACAAGCCUUUCACAUAGAGACUGUCAUCAUUUGAUCUCUCGCCUCACCACAACCUCCGAACACUACCUUUUCAUUACUAUUGUACAUACAUACCAAACACAGACUGCCUCUCCACUCCUACAGACUCAGAAGUGCUUUAGUUGUGAGUUCACCAACUCACCGUUAGAAUGUAUGUGGCAUCCAGAGGAGCCUAACUGACCAAGGAAGGCAAGAAAAGGAUCUGAAGCAGCUGCACUUAUUAAGCAGUAUGCUGAGAUGAACCUGCAAGGUGUCAUGCGUAGCCUCAGAGGACAGUGAAACCAUCACUUUCAAAGAAAAAAGUCCCAUCCAGUGCAUUAUUUAUUCAUGCCAGCCAUCUGAAUGGAUAUCUUAUGCUCAGGUCUGGAUCCUAGCCUUGACUAGAGUAGUUUUGCAGAUCUCCCAAGAACAGACCCUUCACUACUCAUUCUGUUCUAUGUACUCUAUUAAACACCUUUAAAAGUUAUGCUAGCUCAAAUGAUCUAAAAACUUCCAGCCAAAUGAAAUCCAGAAUGAUGUAUUUAAUAUGUACGGUAUUUUGUGUACAAGAAGUUUUGUGUGCUUUUUGCACAAAAUAUGACAUACAUACAUACACAAUAUGCAGCAUCAUGUUGGAUUGCGAGAUAAAGGCAGCAGAGUGGAGAUUUCCCCCUAGCGUCGCUCUCAGUGUGCUGAAUAAAUCUUGAAUAUUACCUACAGUAAAUGCCUGGACUGUACCUUGCCUGUGACUAAAACAUUUUUCUUUAUGACCGGCUUUACAUUUUUCAUGAUUACAGUAACACAAAAAUGUGAAUGUGAGUUCCUUUUUUAUAAAUUUGUACCAAAGGCUGGUUUUCUUUAUAUGCAUUUUUUUUAAAUGCAUUGUUUGUAAUUGCGUUUAUUUUUGCUGUCCACCAUUGCUGAUGUUUUCCACUCAAACCGAACGGUAAACAUCAUUCACAAGAGCCUGCUUUUGUGCAUAACAUAAAUAAUGAUGCUUAUGAAAAAAAAAAUGACAAGCCUUUUUUCUACCUUUACUAAUUCUGAAUGGUCACAUAUCAGGAUAUUACUCAGCUUUUUGGGUCAAAGUGGUGAAUCAUAUCAUGAUGAAAGUGAUGCCUUUGCUGUUCUUUUUGUGUAAUAAACAUAAGGACUAAAUGA
This is a messenger RNA of Dicentrarchus labrax (European seabass), 5249 nucleotides long. Its product is annotated as protein SOGA3. The record is from RefSeq and is a predicted model, not a curated record. Gene Ontology annotation, biological process: regulation of autophagy. The transcript is spliced from 7 exons. NCBI's taxonomy places the organism in Eukaryota, Metazoa, Chordata, Actinopteri, Moronidae. The coding region runs from base 520 to 4125 and encodes 1201 amino acids.